AUGUUAGCGCAAGACAAUUUGUCCAAAGAAGCUACUCUAACGCAGUUAUUUAACAAUUCAGAACGAACAAUAAAUCAAGGCGAAUAUGCUAAAGCUCUUAAGUCUAUCGAUAAAAUCCUAAAUUUGAGUCCAAACGACAUUGAUGUUGAGCGAGCUUACUGUCUUUAUAGGUUGAACAAAUUUUCUGAAGGUACAGAACUUCUUCAUAAAUACCGAACUGCUAAAAAUAAUGAUAACGGAUUGAGACAUUUGGAAGCACAAGUG
Scutellospora calospora is the source of this 264-nucleotide messenger RNA. The record is from the annotation of a GenBank genome assembly. Lineage: Eukaryota; Fungi; Glomeromycota; Glomeromycetes; Diversisporales; Gigasporaceae.